Molecule: messenger RNA, 2375 nt
Organism: Athene cunicularia (burrowing owl)
Lineage: Eukaryota; Metazoa; Chordata; Aves; Strigiformes; Strigidae
Gene: AOC1
Product: amine oxidase, copper containing 1
Exons: 4
Coding region: 5-2323 (772 amino acids)
Biological process (GO): amine metabolic process; response to antibiotic
Cellular component (GO): plasma membrane
Molecular function (GO): copper ion binding; quinone binding; diamine oxidase activity
Source: RefSeq, a predicted model, not a curated record
GAGGAUGUGGCUGCUUCGGCUCGCCUGGGCACUGGCUGCGCUGAGCAUCAUGGCCAGCUCCGGCCCCAGCCCCAGCCCUGGCCCUGGCCCCACCGUGCCACCUCCAGACAAGGCCUCCAUCUUCGCCGACCUAUCUCCGGCAGAGCUGCGGGCCGUGCGGACCUUCCUGAUGAGCCGCCCGGAGCUGGGGCUGUCCCUGAGCCGUGGGGGGCCCCUGGCCAAAAACACCCUCUUCCUGGUGGAGUUGCUGCCCCCCAAGAAGCGGCUGGCACUGCGCUACCUGGACCAGGGUGGCCCGCAGCCCCGGCGCCAAGCUCGGGCCGUCAUCUUUUUUGGGGGGCAGGCAGAGCCCAACGUCACUGAAUUCGCUGUGGGGCCCCUGCCCCAGCCCAGCUCCUACCGGCCUCUGCGCUUCAAAGGGGGUCGCGCCAUCCCCUUCGAUGCCCGGCCCAUGACCCAGCUGGAGUACGAGCUCCUGCACCGCACGUUGGUGAAGGCGAUGGAGCCGCUUUACCGGCUGCUGCGUGACUCCACUGGCUUCUGGUACCACAACUGCUCCCAGCGCUGCCUGACCUUCUCGGACAUCGCACCGCGGGGGCUGGCGCCCGGCGAGCGCCGCACUUGGAUGGUGCUGCAGCGCUUUGUGGAGGGUUUCUUCCUGCACCCGGUGGGGCUGGAGGUGUUGGUGGACCACCGGGACCCUGACCCGGGGCGCUGGGCGGUGCAGCAGCUCUGGUACAAUGGGCAGUACUUCUCCAGCCCGCAAGAGCUGGCCCGGCGCUACGAGGAGGGGACGCUGGUGGUGGCCCACCUGGCUGAGCCCCCGUCCCAGCAGCUCUUCUCCAGCUACGAGCCCCGCGGGCACUUCGCCACUGAGACCCCCACCGAGGUGCACGGAGCCAAGGUGUGUGAGCCCCAGGGCCGGCGGUACCGGCUACGGGGCAACCAGCUGGAGUACGGGGGCUGGAGCUUGGCCUUCCGCCUGCGCUCCUCAGCCGGCCUCCAGCUCUUUGACUUGCGCUUUAAUGGGGAGCGCGUGGCCUACGAGGUGAGUGUGCAGGAGGCCAUCGCCUUCUACGGGGGGCACACGCCGGCCGCCAUGCAAACUAAGUACAUGGACGCUGGCUGGGGCAUGGGCUCCGUCACCUACGAGCUGGCCCGUGGCAUCGACUGCCCUGAGGUGGCCACCUACCUGGAUGCCCACCACCUCUACGAUGCUGACGGGCCGGUGCGCUUCUCCCGUGCCAUCUGCAUCUUCGAGCUGCCCACCGGCGUCCCUCUCCGCCGCCACUUCGACAGUGACUUCCAGGGAGGGUUUCACUUUUACGCUGGCCUGGAGGGGCAGGCACUGGUUCUGCGAACCACUUCCACCGUCUACAACUACGACUACAUCUGGGACUUCCUCCUCUACCCCAACGGUGUGAUGGAGGCCAAGGUCCAUGCCACUGGCUUCAUCCACGCCACCUUCUACACGCCGCAGGGCCUGCGCUAUGGCAGCCGCGUCCACAGCCACGUCCUGGGCAACCUCCACACCCACCUGGUGCACUACAAGGUGGACCUGGACAUUGCAGGCACCGGCAACAGCUUCGAGACGAUGGAUGUGCGCUUUGAGAACAUCUCCAACCCCUGGAGCCCCGGUGCCCGUGUGGUGCAGCCCUGGCUGCACCGGCAGCCCCGCCGCAGAGAGCGCCAGGCCGCCUUCCCCUUCGGCAAGGCGCUGCCGCGCUACCUGCUCUUCUACAACCCUCACCGGCGCAACCGCUGGGGCCACGCGCGCAGCUACCGCAUCCAGCACAGCUCCCACGCCGGGCGCGUGCUGCCGCGCGGCUGGCAGGAGGAGAAGGGCAUCUCCUGGGGCAGGUGGGGCGGGGGGGCCCCAAUGGGCCUGAUCCUGCCCCCCAUCCCUCACAGGUAUCACCUGGCCGUGACACGGCACCAUGAGAAUGAGCCCAGCAGCAGCAGCAUCUAUGCCCAGAACGACCCCUGGGAGCCCCUGGUGAGCUUCGAGGGGUUCCUCCGAGACAAUGAGACCAUCGAGGACCAGGAUCUGGUGGCCUGGGUGACCGUUGGCUUCCUGCACGUCCCACACGCCGAGGACAUCCCUAACACAGCCACCCCCGGCAACGCCGUCGGCUUCUUCCUGCGCCCCUUCAACUUCUUCGACGAGGACCCCUCGGUGGCCUCGCGCAGCCCCGUCAUCGUCCGGCCGCUGGACCCCCCCACCUUCUCCCAGCUGGAGAUCCAGCGCUGGACACCCGCCAGCCCUGGCCCUUGUGUUGCCCCGGAGCCCUUCACCUACAAUGGCACGUACCGGCAGGAGUGACCUGCCCCAGAGGAUGGGGGCCAUGGGCACCCCAGAACGGGAGUGGCUGCGG